AUGGGCGUGCUCGAGGAGGAGCACGCGGGCUUCCAGUCGACGCUCGCGGACCUGCGCCGGCUCUUCACGAAGCGCCGCGCCGCCGCCGAGGGCCUGGACGCCGCCGUGCGCGGCCGCGAGGCGAGCGACGCCGAGGCCGUCCGCGAGGGCGCGCGCGUCAUCGAGCUCGAGGCGCGCGUCGAGGCGCUGGAGGCCGCCGACGACGGCGCCGCCGCGGCGCCGGCGGCCGCGGAGUCGGACCCCGGCGCGCGGGGCGGCGCGGCGCCGGCCGCCGCGGCCGAGGCCGCGGACGAGGCCGCCGCGGCCGACGACGACGACGACGACGGCGGCGCGGGCGGCGACGACGACGACGACGACGACGGCGGCGCGGGCGGCGGCGACGACGACGACGAGGAGAUCUCCGACGACGGCGAGGAGGAGGACGGCGAGGAGGAGGACGCGGCCGGCGCCCUCGACGACGACCCGGCGCUCCCCGGCGACAACGACCCCCGGACCCAGGAGCGGGAGAUCAUCGAGAUCGACGACGACGACGAGGAGGAGGACGUCUAG
This is a messenger RNA of Aureococcus anophagefferens, 549 nucleotides long. RefSeq lists its product as hypothetical. The transcript is spliced from 2 exons. Bases 1 to 549 code for a protein of 182 amino acids. The record is from RefSeq and is a predicted model, not a curated record. NCBI's taxonomy places the organism in Eukaryota, Pelagophyceae, Pelagomonadales, Pelagomonadaceae.